Messenger RNA from Cylindrotheca closterium, 2649 nucleotides. NCBI's taxonomy places the organism in Eukaryota, Bacillariophyta, Bacillariophyceae, Bacillariales, Bacillariaceae. The record is from the annotation of a GenBank genome assembly.
AUGAAACGGUCUCCAUUGAAUGGACUGAUAUGCCCUUGCAAAUACAUUCGAAGAUUGAUAUGUUUUGCAUUGAUUCUGGUUGCUAAUGUAUCUGCAGUCGAUGAAGAUUCUGAAUCAACUCGAUCCACAACGACUCCAAGAAAACAACUAGAUUCUUCCCAACGUCGUGAACGCUCACGUGAACAAUGGGAACUCGCUUUUAAAGAAAUUAAGGCUUUCAGGGUGAAACGGGUAAACAGUACUGAUCGAAACAAAGGUUUCUUUAGUCAGUGGAAGCUACUCUUGGAUCAGCCUAGAAUAGUUGAAUUAGAUCCUGAGACAAACAUGACAACAGUCAAGAUGGAGAAAGCAGGAUCACCAACGGCUAUGUGGAAAUCUGGAACUCAGAGAUUCGAAGGGUUUCCUUCUUGGGAUCGGAUAUUGCAGGAUUGGGCAGACGACGUUCAGGAGUAUAUGGACAGAGUAGAAGCUGAAAAUAUCGAAUAUCCAAUGUCAACACAUGGAACUCCUUACAAACAGUUGGCAACAAAUGCUGAACAACCCAAAGUUGAAAAGCAGGCAAAAGUCGAGAAGCCUACUGUGAUUCCGGAACCCAAAGACCCGAAAAAGAAAAUCAAGCUCCCAGUUCCUGCUGCGGCAAGACCCGGAGAAGCCGUCCUUCCUCACACAGAUUUAUCAGACAAAUCCAAGCGCAUAUGGAUUGUGACAACAGCCGCCCUUCCGUGGAUGACAGGAACAGCAGUGAAUCCCCUUCUAAGAGCUGCCUAUAUGACAGAGGGACGAAGUGAGGAAGGAGGGUCUGUGACACUGAUGAUUCCAUGGCUUGAACGUACGAAGGAUCAAGAGUAUGUUUACGGGAAAGAUAAGGUGUUUGGAAGUCCAGAGGAGCAAGAGCAAUACAUCCGUACCUGGUUGCGAGAAAAAGCAAAACUUCCAAGAGCUAGUGAAGAAUUGAAGAUCGAUUGGUACACAUCGUGGCAAAACAAAAUUGAAAACUCGCUCUACAGCAUGGGUGAUAUCACGGCAUUGAUUCCAAAAGAAGAAGCUGACAUUUGCAUCCUAGAGGAACCCGAGCAUCUAAAUUGGUAUCGUGCACCUGGUGAUUCAUGGACAACGAAGUUCAAGCAUGUUGUUGGAAUUAUCCACACAAACUACUUUGUGUACGCCCAAGAACAACCAGCAGCAUUCAUUCGUGCUCCUGGAAUGCGGCUUCUCUGUUCCUGGAUGUGUAGAGCACACUGUCACAGAGUCGUUAAACUUUCUGGUACACUGGGGCAGUUUGCUCCGGAGAAAGAACUCGUUGAGAACGUUCAUGGAGUACGAUACAGUUUUUUGGAAUCGGGAGAGGCAGUGAGAGACAGAAUUGAAGCAGAUGCCAUAAACGACCCUGUGUUCGGAGCUGCCGCGGAACCAAAAGUGUACUUCAUUGGGAAAAUGCUUUGGUCGAAGGGGCUAGGGUCGUUGAUGGAACUUCUGAGAUACGCUGAGGAGAGUGCUGGUACAAAGGUUCACGUCGAUAUGUAUGGCGGUGGACCAGACAAGGAUGCUGCAGAGGCUCGAGCGAAGUCCCUCAAAGUCGACUUGGAGUUCCAUGGUCCAGUUGAUCAUGCGGAACUAGCGUUCACCCACAAGCUUUUCAUUAAUCCUUCCACAUCGGAAGUUCUUUGCACUACAGUCGCGGAAGCACUCGCUAUGGGAAAAUUUGUCCUUGUGCCGUCACAUCCAUCUAAUGACUUUUUCGCCCAAUUUCCGAACUGUUUAACGUAUGCAAACAAAGAGGAAUUUGUCGGAAAUCUCUACUACGCACUUACACACUCACCGGAGCCUCUAACGGAAGAGGACUCUUACGCUCUUAGCUGGGAAGCUGCAACAGAGAGGCUGGAAGCAGCAGCUGCCAUACCUGUCAGCGAAGCCAAUCUGAUGAACGAGGCAUUAUCAUCCAAAGAAGCUGGCAUCGAGAUAACGUUGCCGCCCUUUAUCGAGGAUAAAACCGGUCGAAAGCUGGUUGUAAACACUUUGAUUCGAACACGCUCCAGAUAUCGACAGUUUCGAUCGCGUCUCUCCCAAGAGAUUCAACAAAGCAAUGUCCUGCCAGAAAAGGUCAAGGAAAGACUAAUCAGCGACCUUGAGAACCGAUUAGAUUUAGACAUUGAUGAAAUUUUGGAGUCACCAAAGCUUCGACUACAAUUAUCUCCCGCUGAGCUUGACAACAAACUCCUCGAUUUGUACAAGAACAUUCUCAACGGACCAAGAGGUGACGUACUACGAGUGCUCGGAGGAGGUCAAGAAGUCGCAUUCCAAGAUUUAUACAUAAAGCGUAGCACUUCAAAGCUCAGGAAAAACCAAGAUGUCGAUCAAUCUAGCCUCUCUUUUGGACCAUUCAGUGAUUCGAUCAUCGAGGCUCGUGAUGCUAAGCCGAAUACUGCUUCCCAGUGGGUCCAGCAAGCUCUUGCCAAGAACCUGAAAAGCGACGACUUUGCAACAGAAAACUCGAAACGGAAAACGAAGAAGCCUCCGAAAGGCAAGGCAAAUAUGAAAAUGUGCAUCCCAAACCGCAUAUCCAAUCAACGAUUUGUUCCACUUGUUACAUCACCAAGCCAAUUUUGCCCACCACAAAGUGCAACACGAUCUUUUUCUCUUCUGGUAUAG